Lolium perenne is the source of this 2826-nucleotide messenger RNA. RefSeq lists its product as uncharacterized. The record is from RefSeq and is a predicted model, not a curated record. Gene Ontology annotation, cellular component: membrane. NCBI's taxonomy places the organism in Eukaryota, Viridiplantae, Streptophyta, Magnoliopsida, Poales, Poaceae.
UCGAGAGUCUCAAGGCAGCCUAUCUAUUUGAUAUGCAAAUGGAAACCAGGCAGCCAGCAACACGCGACAACUGCCAAACUGGUUAGAUCGCCAUGGACGUCGAGCUCGCGUCGUUGGACGCUCAGCCGCCACCUGAAGGUACCCUCCCAGAUGUGCAGAAGGAGAUCAAAAGCGACGAGCUGAUGCUGGACCUGAGCAAGUACAUCCUGCUGCUGGCGACGCUGGUGGCGACGAUGACAUACGCCGCGGGGUUCAGCCCUCCGGGCGGCGUGUGGCAGGAAACGGACGACGCAGCGGGCCACCUCGCCGGCGACUCCAUCAUCCGGGCAACCAGCUACCACCGGUACCUGGCGUUCUACUACUGCAACGCCACCGCCUUCGCGUCGUCUCUGGUGGUCAUCGUCAUCGUCUUGUUCCUUACCCUCCUACACAAGCGGAGUGGGAGCCAGACGGUCGGCAUCCACAAGCUGCAGACAGUCAUGGUGGUGGACCUGCUGAGCGUCAUGGGGGCCUACGCCGCCGGGACCUGCCGGGACAGGACCACCACCAUCUACUCCUUGGUGCUGGUAGGCGCUGCCGUCGCUUGGCUCAUCAUACAGAUGGUUUGGUCCACCAUUUGGUCAGGUAAGCAAUUCUACUCCACAAACGGCGCUGCCAAUGAUAAACGGCUCCGAAAGGUCCUGAUGCUGCUCGCGACGUUCGCGGUCAGCGUCACGUAUGUGGCUGGGAUGAGCACCCCGGGUGGCUUCUGGGACGCCGGGAGCGGCCACCGCCCUGGCGACGCAAUCCUCAAGGAAGACCAUGGCAAGCACCUGACGGUGUUCCUGUGCUUCAACGCAGCAGCAUUCAUUGCGUCGCUGCUCAUCAUCGUUGUGCUUCUGGACAGGAAGCCUCGUCUGAACGAGGCCUAUGGGCUCAUCACCAUCACUCUGAUUAGCCUUGCCAUCGGCUACAUCGCUGGCAGCUGCAGGGAGAUCGACACGACCGUCUACAUCUCCAGCCUGGUUGGCGCUGUCCUGAUAUUCAUUAUAUUCCUCCAAGUGGCAGUUGCUCAAGGUUGGAUUGAAGGGGUAAAGAAAAUUUGCUUCUGGAACAGAAUCGAAAAAUUCUAUGAUUCCGUGUCACGAAGGUUGCGGAAAGCACAAACAGGAACUCAACUCCCGGGGAGUAACAAUGGCAGGAACACAGCGGAGAAGGCUAGCUCCCUUGUUCUAUUGCUCGCCACUCUUGCCGCAACCAUCACUUACCAGGCGGGGCUGAACCCGCCAGGUGGCGUUUGGCCAGAAAAUGGGGGCGGUCACGUGGCCGGCGACCCGAUCCUGCUAACGACGAACGCUAGGCGGUUCAAGGCCUUCUUCUACUGCAACUCCAUCGCCUUCGUGGCGUCCUUGGUCGCCAUCAUCUUGGUCCAGAACAAGCUUCUGCUCGAGACCCACGUGCUGGAGGCAGCCAUGAUAUUGGACUUGUUUGGCCUUAUCGGUGCUUACGCUGCCGGGAGCUGCCGGGACAUAAGCACCUCCAUUUAUGCAAUGGCCUUGGCGGGUGCCGUCCUGGUCUAUGUGGUGAUCCAUGUCGUCUUCUUCACGUUGCACCACACAGAUACCAUAACCGACUGGGAAAUCGAGUUGGUGGAGAAGAAGCGCAAGUGGCUGCUCCUUUUUGCUGUCUUGGCCGCGACCAUCACCUACCAAGCCGGGUUGACCCCUCCGGGCGGCUUCCGGCUCCAGGACGAUGUGUCCAGCGGCCACUAUGCAGGUGACCCGGUCCUCUUAUACAACUUCCCCCACCGCUACACGGCCUUCUUUUACUGCAACUCGGUGAGCUUCAUGCUGUCCAUCGCCCUCAUCAUACUGCUCGUGAACCCGCAUCUGUAUAGGCCAGCCAUAAGGAGCUAUGCGCUCGCUGUUUGCACGGCGGCGGGCAUGUUUAGUCUGAUGGGGGCCUAUGCUGCCGGAAGCACACAGCACCUGAGAACAUCCAUCUACAUCUUCGUAUUGGUGGCCGUGGUCCUCUUUGUCAUAGUUGUACUCCUGUAUACUGGUACUGGUAACAGAAUUGGUAACACAGACAGUCAACCAAGGCAAAAAAAUGACAACAGAGUAGGGAAACAAAGGCAUGCCAAGCGCAAAUACCUGAUGCUUCUAGGAAUCCUUGUGGCGAGCGCCACCUACCAGGCUGGUCUGAGUCCACCUGGGGGAGCUUGGCAGAGCGACAGUGACUGGUACAGCGCAGGCAACCCUAUCAUGCAUGACAACAGGAGACCCCGGUACCUUGUUUUCUUCUACAGUAACUCCACCUCCUUCGUGGCAUCCAUUGUUGUCAUAGUGCUGCUCCUGCCGCAGUGGAGGAACAAUAAGGACUGGUCGCUCAAGGUGAUGAACACCACAAUUUUCCUGGAUUUGCUUGCUCUCCUAGGGGCAUAUGCAGCUGGCUCCAGCAGGGGGUGGAAGACGUCAAUGUAUGUUGUCGCGCUGAUCGGUGCCGUGCUGGCCUUCGUUGCAAUCCAUAUAGCGCUGGCAUUGUCCUGCACACAUCAGCAUGAUAAUCAGGGCGGUCCAGGAGAUACUCAGUCACACGAGCAGACGAAUGGAGGGAAUGAGGCAUAGUUAGCUGCAAUGCCACCAUUUUAAUUAUCAGUCUGAUCUGCGGCUCUGUUCAUAUGAGACUAGUGGGUGUGAUUCCUCUACAGUCUAUGCUAUCCAAAAUCAAAAUACAACUCCUCUAUUUGUACAUCUAUUUCUCCCUCUUUCUAGAUUUGUAGUUUACUCGACGUAAAUGGAUUACUCUAAAUCUGUAAUGCGUAUGUUGGAGCAUAUUGGGAUAAAA